Molecule: messenger RNA, 3348 nt
Organism: Limulus polyphemus (Atlantic horseshoe crab)
Lineage: Eukaryota; Metazoa; Arthropoda; Merostomata; Xiphosura; Limulidae
Gene: WDY
Product: WD repeat-containing protein on Y chromosome-like
Exons: 4
Coding region: 1-3348 (1115 amino acids)
Molecular function (GO): protein binding; calcium ion binding
Source: RefSeq, a predicted model, not a curated record
AUGGAGUCAGCACAAGAGAAAGAAGAAGAAUGCUCACAAAAUGAAAAACUUGAAGACAAAUUAAACUUUGAACAUCUAAAACGUCUGCAAAGACUUUUCGAGGAAAUGGAUACUGAUGGUAGUGGAGCUUUAGACAUGGACGAGUUUAAAACUGCAAUGACUGCACUAUUGGGAGGACACAUGGACGAACACGAACUGGAAUUAAUGUUCAUGAAAAUCGACACAAACUGUGACGGAACAGUCGAUUGGGAAGAAUAUUUAAAUUAUAUGCUGUUAGAGUACUUAGAAAAGGACUCCAUGAGCAGCACCGUUCGUGAGAAACCAUUUCAUGGAAAACUCCGUUUAAUUUCGAAUAUCGACCACAGAGGAUCUAUUGUUCGCAUCUCAUUUUAUCCCAGCAGUCUUCAGUCCAUUUCAGAUUCUGAUAAUCUCAGUGGCAGGUAUUUAACCUUAAGUAACGAAGGAAAUCUGUGUUUUUGGUCAAAUGAUAUGAACUUAAUCAAAACUAUCUACAUACAUGAAAACAAUCUUAGAAUUCGCAAAGCAUGGAUGACUGAUAUGGUAUGUCUUCCCAAUGUUAGUCUUUUGGCAAUUUCUACAACAGACAGAGAUAUUCAAUUUUUCGACAGUAACCCUUCAAAAUGUGAGCAGACAUAUCAAAUUGUUGCAAUGAAUCAUUGUGUCGUAGCAAUGAAUUACUAUUUCAACCCAUUAAGCCCUAAUGAAGCUUAUAUGGUAGUCGGUGACACUGGUGGAAGUGUGUACUGCUUAUGCUUCUCACAAUGUCUCGUCGAUGGACUGUUUGGUUCACUCUUGAAAAAACAAAGAUCUAAUCGACAGAUAUACUUUAAGGAAUUACUCGGUAAAGCAGUUCCAGGACUUUCAGUACUAUCAUUCCCAGGUCUUCACGAUAAUUGGAUUCGACAAGUACGUUAUGUCCCACAGUUGACCUCAUUUAUUUCUUGUGCUGCUUCCUCGAACUUUUCAAUGUGUAAUUAUGAUGUACAAGGCCAAGGACGCUACGUUUAUCGACUGUAUCGAGGCAUCACCUGUUUUGACUACAGUGAAAGUCAAAACUUUAUCAUCACAGGAGCCAUGGAUCAUACAGUCCGUGUUUGGAAUCCACACGUAACCAGCAAGUCAGUCCUUAUAAUUCAGGGCCAUUUAUCGGCUAUCACUCACGUCAGUCUCCAAGAUGAACUUCACCAAGCUAUCACGAUUAGCGAAGAUAACUACAUCAAAGUCUGGGACAUAAGAGACCAAAGAUGUGUUCAAACAAUAAAGGGAGACGCCCUCAAAUCACUCGGCAGAUCAACAAUUUCUUCCGCAUUCUUCAACCAGUUUCAACAAAUACUUCUUUUAGGUACCUCUAAGCUGGGAUAUUUCGGCAACAUUCCUCCUGAGGGUGAAAUUUCGGAAGGCGCGAAAACGUCACAUCCCAAAUGUUUAUGUGGUGCGCUUUAUAAUUCGUUAUUCAAUUAUGUUAUCAGCACUUGUCAUGGUUCUGUAAUAACUGUCUGGGAUUUAAACACCGGGGAUAAAAUCAUACAAUUUAAUAAAUGCCAUAAAAUCACUAAAAUUGGAGUUUAUUAUCCUGUUGAGAUCACGGCAAUGACCUUAGAUCCUACUGAAAGAAGGCUGAUUACGGGAGGAAGAGAUGGAACAGUGAAGAUCUGGAACUUCAAUAAUGGGGCUUGUCUACGUGAAAUGAAAACGAUAGGAAAAACAGAGAUUACCAGUAUUCUCUGUCAGAAGGAGUACAUCAUAGUAGCAGGCUGGAAUAAACAUGUCACAGCGUUUUUAGACAGUGCCGAUGAUGAUUCAUACAAAAUAUGGACAGCUAAACACAAAGACGAUAUUGUAGCUAUGGACUAUUACAAGGGUAGUCUCUUAGCUACGGCUUCCUAUGACGGAGAGAUUAUUCUAUGGUUGUUGGAAACGGGCCACGUUUCAAAGCGGUUACGAGAGACGUACUCACAACCAGAGAGUGGGGUGCAGAAGAAUUCAGAUUUUAGUACAAAUGUAAAUAUGCCAAAAGAAAGUGGCGCAGAAGGCAACGUUGUUGAAAACAGUACACCUGGUGUGAGUGAUGUUCUUGGUAGUGUGAGUGACGUUUAUGGGAAUCAACAAUGCAACAGCUCUUUGUCUUCAAACAAGCCAACCUUGCGUGAAGAUUCUGUAUUUAUUCGCUGUUUUGAUUCAGAUACAGUCUCAGUCAAUCAGUUGCUCUUUCUUAAAACGAGAGAAGUUUCCCCAGAGGUUGCAGUCCUUCUAGCAACGGCAAAAGAUGGUUUUGUACGUGCCUGGUCUAUACAUCAAAACGGACAGAUCCUUGGAAAAUUUUAUGCUCCAAAACGUGAAGAUCAAUCAGUAACGUGCAUGACUACAGAUCAAAUGAAUAACUUCUUGUUCACAGGAGAUUCCUCAGGCUAUAUUCGAACAUGGUCUCUCUCCACCUACGGCAUCCCAACAGUAACAGGUGAAGUUACUUCGCACGUUCCACAAUUUACAUACCUGUCCCAUGAAAAUAAAGAAUCAUACCUAAGACAGUUUCCGUAUCUAAGAUUUGAAAUAUCAAAUAGCAUUCGAACUCGUCGAAUGGCUGAACAAUCGCCUACAUGUGUGCAGUUUUCAACUUAUGCUAUUGGCGAGCCUCCACUGUUGUUGAAUUCAUAUCGUGCUCACGUGGAGAAAGUUGUUCACUUAAACUUCAUUGAAGGGAAAAACCUUCUCAUCAGCUCCAGUAAGGACUGUUGUGUUCGCCUUUGGACACUAGGAGGGAAGUUCAUUGGAACUUUUGGCCAAAGGGAACAAUGGAAUCUUCAUGGAGAGUUGCUGAUUACCAACACAGUGGUGCGACAAAACCUUCUACCGCCAGAUGUCAGGCGUAUAGCUUCGGCCACAACAUUAAAAGUCUUUAACGAAGGUAAAUGCCCCCAUUGGGUUAUGGCACUCAACAUUAUAUCUCUUUUUCUGGGAAACUUUAAAAAAGAAAUCCCUACUAAAAUUACUGAAUCCAACCUUGAACAACAGACAGUAAAACCUGCAAUUUCGAAAAGCAUCCUGGGGAAGUUUUAUGAACCACAGAAGAGACACAAACCGCCACCUCAGUUGUUUUCUGCAUCACAAAUUAACAGAAACAUGGCAGUGUUCAACGCUCUUCCUUGUGCCUCACUUGACGACAGUACCCAAGAAACAUUGCUACAUGUUCGUAACAUCGUAACAAGAAUUCAACGUAGCAAAAUAAGUGCUCGAUUUAAAAGUAUUUUAACAAGUAAAAAAUCAGAAAUUAUCGUAAAAUUUGAAAACAGAGGAUCUCGGAACCGCAGACAAAGCCGCAUACCAUAA